AAAAGGUACAGAUUUUAGACAAGAUUGUAAACUAUGGAGAUUAAUCUAAAUGAAAUGUAAAAAUUCUUGCUCUGGACUGAACUCUAAUAUACCAGGAUUUUUCUUUAGUUAUUUACUAGGAUAAUUAACAAACCUAAACACGAGGUCUGAUUGGCAAAAGAUGGCAACGGGUGGAAAUCUUGGAAGUUUACAGAAUGACGCAUCUGACGCGUUACAUGAUUACACAUGUGCACCAUGUUCUGACGACGGCAAAAACACGGAGGCUAUGUUUCAGUGUACUGACUGUCAAAUCUUCUAUUGUCAAAGAUGUGUGACGGGUCACAACAAAUUCACCAAAAACCACAAUGUAGUUGACAAGGCUUCGAAAUUCUUUGGUCAAGAUAAAAGACAAACAGGAUCAGUUACAUCAAGUGCACUGCCGACAAAUUUGUGCGAGGAACAUCUAGGGCAAGUUAUACAGAUGUUCUGUGGACAACAUGACACAGUGUGCUGUACAAUCUGCAUUGCUGUGAAACACAGAUCCUGUGAAGGCGUAGAUUAUAUCCCAAACAUUGCCAAAGGUCUUCUCAAGACACAGGAUAAGGCCAAAACUAAAACAUCUUUGGAAAAGGUUAAAGACGAUUUGCAGAGUCUGAAGUCCAGGAGGCAAAAUGAAUUGAAAAAGCUACGUACGCAACGUGAUGAUAUAAUUGACGAAAUACAUCAGUCUAAGAAACGUACUUUUGAAAGAGUUGAAGAGUUAGCGAAGAUAUCAAUAAAAGAGGUACAGGAUAAGCAUAAAGAGAUAGAUGAUGCUGUAACUGUUAGCAUCAAUAACAUCGAUGGCAUGAUGAAAGAUGUGGAACUGGAACUCGAAAAAUUCAGACAUUCAAAUAGUGACAACGAAGCUCAGACAUUUGUGGACAUAAAGUAUGGGGAAAAGACGCUUUCAGACGUAAAUGAUUGCGUCAAAAAAUAUCUUGCCACAGUAUCGGAGACCUUGGAAUUUGAAGUGAACAAUAGCAUAGAUACUUGUUUAAAUGCGUUGCAGUGUCUUGGUAAACUUACAGUUGGGAUCACAGAUAACGUUCUUGGUAGCUUAUCAAUGGAUGACUUUCCAGAACAAAAUGCACUACCGCAACACACGGAACAGUAUGGGAACUCUGUUACAAGCCCAAUUCCAUGCGUUCCCGAUGAACGGCAAACAUAUCUUGGUGUAAACAGUAAAUCAACAGCCCAUACUGAUUACAACAGUUGCCCGUCUCCCUCAUUUUCUUUUGACUCUCCUACGACAACGGCCAGUAACGGCUCAAGAAUAAAUCCCAAAGCAGUUACAUCUACAACUACUUCAUCUGGUGGACCAAUGUUUGGUUCAAGGUCCACACGUCAACCUUCUAGAAGAAAUAUUUUUGAAAAACCAGUUACUUCAAGCAGCCUCUUUGGAGCACCAGCUACAUCAAGUAGACACUUUGCAAACAGUCCCUUUGGACCACCUGUUACUUCAAACGGCCUCUUUGGAACACCAAGUGCUGCAAAUAGCCACUUUGGAACACCAGUUACCAGAAGCGGUCUCUUUGGAACGUCAGGUGCUGCAAGCAAUCUCUUUGAUUUCUCUGGAACACCGGUUACCCAGAGUGGCCACUUUGGAGCGCCAGGUGCUGAAAACAGGUCUUUUGGUCCCUCUGGAACACCAUUUGCCCAAAGCAGCCUCUUUGGCACGCCAGGUGCUGCUAACAGCCACUUUGGAACACCAGUUUCCCAAAACAGCCUUUUUGGAACGCCAGGUGCUGCAAACAGCCACUUUGGAACACCCGUUUCCCAAAACAGCCUUUUUGGAACGCCAGGUGCUGCAAGCCCCUUUGGAGCACCAGAUACUUCUAGGAGCAUCUUUGAAGCGCCAGUCACUGCAAACAACCAUUUUUGAACACCAGUUACUUCAAGCAACCUCUUUUGAAUUUCAUUUACUUCAAGCAGACUCUUUGGAACACCAGUUGAUUCAGGCAGCCUAUCUGGAACACUACAUUCUGCAAAUCAACAGCCUCCUUGUAUCCUCAAUUGCUUCAAGUUACGUCUUUGGAACACCAGUUAUUGCAAACACCCUCUCUGAAACACCAUUUUCUUCGGACAGUGCCUUUCCAACUGUAAAAAAGCCUCUUUAGAACACCACUUACUGCUAGCAGUAUUUUUGCAGCACCUGUUACUUCCUGAAGCAACCUUAAGGAGCAGCUUUGGCACAUCAUUUACUUCAAACAGUGUUUUUGGAGCACCUGUUACUACAAGCAGACUCUUGCCGGCAGCAUCUCUGUAGUGUUGAUGCUCUUAGCCACAAAAUAGGAUAAAAGCUCAAACAACAAAAAACUGAGGCAAAUCUAAACGCUAUGUUUUGGUUAGCACAGACAGCUGGACUAAAGAUUUAUUAUAUUUUCUGAUUCUUUGUUAUCAAAGUAUACAUUAAUUAUCAUUAUAACAGAGUUUCGGUUUCUCUUGGUGGUGUUAGGCGACCGUGGACGUGAUUUCAUUUUUACGCCGAUACAAUUAUAGAUCAUAUUGCGUUUUCCCAGCUUUUGAUAGUGGAGGUAGGCCUCUUAUGUCCACCGAAUAUUAUUUCAUCAAGAACAGGCGCUGGCCUUCCGCAAAACUAGCUGUAUGUCUUCCUCAUCAUAUAAAGAAAUCUACGCCCGAGGCGGGCUAAAACCUAACACUGUGGGGAACAUAUGAUUUAAAGUCAGUGACCUUAACCUCUCUGUCACCUCUCGAACAGACUCGGUCAAAUCAAGUCUAUUAUAUCUUUGUUUGGUUACGUUAAAGGAUCUCAGAGGAUUUUCAAAAAGAUUUUACUGAAGUGGUUGACCUGAGCAAUGAAAAUAAAGCGUUAACAGCCAGUUAAGACGCCCUUACUCUGGCGACGGUAUUUGAAUUUUGAAUUCCGGAAAAGGACUGCAUAGGGGCCACGCUCUCGGACAGUACAACGCCAUUAGAAACACCAUAAACAACUGUUACUUAUCUUUUGAUGCAUUUGCAAUAAAGUCCAAGUGCAGAAACUUCACAUAACUAUGCGGUUGUUGAUUUCAGCAAUUACGUUUUUAUUUCUUUACAAAUGAUAUUCAUUUUCAAAGGGAGACAAAUAUUUCCAAGAAUGUGCAGUAUCUAUUAUACGGGAAACUACCUUAGAAUAUGUAAUGGUCAGAUAGAUUGUUUUACAUGUCAAAUAUUUCUUUAGUUGAGGAUAUACACGUAAACCUUAACACAUUUGUUUUUAAUCUUUUACAUGUAUCAACGCUGCGUUUUGGGCACAUUUAUGAGCAUCGUUUUUAUGACCGUUGUUUUUGAAUAUUUGUAUUAAUGUUUUGUUUUGAAUUUUUAUUAAUAUUGCGUUUUAAACAUUCUUACGAAAAUUGCUUUUAUGUCCUUUUUGUUUUAAUUUUCUAACUAAGCGUUAUGUUUUGAAUAUUUAUUAACGUUUUUUUUUUUAAUUUCCAAAUUAAUGUUGAGAAAAUGUUUUUGUGCUUUCAAGUCUUAUAUAUCCUGUUGCGUUUCGAGUUUCAUUCAGUUGAUGCACGUCAUAUCUGCAAGUCUGUAGCUCACAUUCUACAGAAUUUCACGAAAACAUAUAAUACCCCUCCAUCUUCCUCGAGGGAUAACAAAACAAAUUGCACUUCCGUGCUUACAAUGUAUAACAAUGAUCAAUCAUUCGAAUGAAAAAUUUUGUACAUCUGCAAAUGUCCUACCAAAGAAGCGCAUUGAGGACUUUUUACCAGUUUACAUCUGGCACGUCAUUUUCCAAUUUGUAAAUCUUCAAAAGAUAAAUCUGAAACAAU
Messenger RNA from Mercenaria mercenaria, 3797 nucleotides. RefSeq lists its product as uncharacterized. Lineage: Eukaryota; Metazoa; Mollusca; Bivalvia; Venerida; Veneridae. Gene Ontology annotation, molecular function: zinc ion binding. The record is from RefSeq and is a predicted model, not a curated record. The coding region runs from base 161 to 1903 and encodes 580 amino acids. The transcript has 4 exons.